Molecule: messenger RNA, 306 nt
Organism: Lactuca saligna
Lineage: Eukaryota; Viridiplantae; Streptophyta; Magnoliopsida; Asterales; Asteraceae
Source: the annotation of a GenBank genome assembly
AUGGAUUACUUCUCACAAUACUUAACUGGUGGAGAAUUCAAAAGUUUUGGAGAUAGUAUUAUCUCAGAGUUAGAUGCCAUUAAGUACUGGAAUGAUUUCCCCAUUGGACACAAAGACAAAGCAAAGGUGGAGUUUAUUGAUGUUGUAGACGCGCCACAACAAGAAUAUAGUCUUGAUAGAGGGGAUUGUGGAGUAUUUGUAUGCAUGUUUAUGGAAAUGAUUGUUUCAGGGGUACCAGUGAAGAUUUCUAUGGCACAUAGAGAUGCGGUAUUUCUUUACAGACAUAAGAUGACAAAUAUUAUUUGA